Molecule: messenger RNA, 728 nt
Organism: Pomacea canaliculata
Lineage: Eukaryota; Metazoa; Mollusca; Gastropoda; Architaenioglossa; Ampullariidae
Product: contactin-6-like
Exons: 4
Coding region: 99-728 (209 amino acids)
Source: RefSeq, a predicted model, not a curated record
GGCGACAAAGCUGAUCAAUCUGUGGCACAACAACUGUUAAGUGCUAAAGGGAAGAAGAGAGGGAUACCCCGAAUAUUGGAGUUCAGGGACAGGGAAGGAUGGCCCGGGUAGCUUCACCCGUAUUUCAGCUCUUGCUUACUGUGCUGGGCACAUUAGCGCUGACAGGUGGUGAGGAAAUACGAGUUCCCCCAUCUAUUGUGUCACCAGUAGAGCCACAGCAGCUAGUUUACUCAGAAAAUAAUAGGGUGGAGGUGAAGUGUAGUGCCACUGGACAACCAGCUCCUACAUACAAGUGGACGUGGAACGGGAAUGACAUAAACAGUGAUUAUAUCACAUUCAGUACAACAACAGGAAUCCUGACAAUUCCUAGUCUCACUACAAGAGAAGAAGGCUUGUUUGUGUGUUAUGCCAAAAGUACCUUUUCUAAUGGGAUGACAGCCACUGCUGUUUCUGCAACAGUAGAAAUCCGAGUAGGCCGUGUAGAAGACUUUCUAAAAAGACCAAUUGAGCCAUACUCUGGUACUGAAGGAAACUAUGUAAGGAUUCCUUGUGACAAAAAUCUUCCAGUGUACUAUGGACCAAUCACUUUCAAGUGGUACACAGUUCUAGGUUCAAGAAAUGAUGAGGUUUUUCCAGAUGAACACAAGUUCAUUGAUCAAGGAGGUAAAUAUGUUUUUCCCAUUGCUAUUGCCAUUUACAAAAAGGAUAUUGGCUAUUGCCGUGGAUAG